Molecule: messenger RNA, 2280 nt
Organism: Solanum pennellii
Lineage: Eukaryota; Viridiplantae; Streptophyta; Magnoliopsida; Solanales; Solanaceae
Product: homeobox-leucine zipper protein HOX32-like
Exons: 6
Coding region: 524-844 (106 amino acids)
Molecular function (GO): DNA-binding transcription factor activity
Source: RefSeq, a predicted model, not a curated record
UCUUGAGCUCAGACUCUUUUAUUUAAGAGAAAAUGUCAAAUACAAAACUAAGGCCAAAGGGCCCAGUACUUCCAAAACUAAGUCGUCCCCCUUCUUGUUGUUGUGGAUCAUCACCAUCUUCAUCUUGUCCAUCAUCAAUCUCUUUUUCCUCUUCUUGUCAAUGUAAACUCCUUCAUCUAUUCUUUGUUCCUUCCAAAUUUCUUUAUCGACUUCUGAAUCUUCUUCUUUGUUAGGCGUAAUCCGGUGGCUGCCAUGGAUUCCAGUAUCGAUUUCAAAGAUGAACUUGGUCGUUAGCUGUGAAUGAACUCUAGGAUAAUGUAGCUGCAGUGGCUCGCCAAUAUGUACGAAGUAUAGUAGGCUCUGUUCAGAGAGUUGCAAUGGCCAUAGCACCUUCUUGACUCACCUCUUGGUUAACACUUAAAUCCUUCCCUUGGUCACCUGAAGCUGUCACUUUAGCAAGGUGGAUUUUCCGGAGCUAUAGGCAUCUGCAGUUUUUACAUUUGCAAACUAGGCUGGUCUUGACAUGCUUGAAACCACUUUGUUAGCUCUUGAGGAUAUAAUGCUUGAUAAGAUUGUAGAUGAAGCUGGUCGUAAGGUCCUCCUAUCGGAGUUCUCCAAGAUCAUGCAGCAGGGAUUUGCCUAUCUGCUAGAAGGAAUUUUUGUAUCUAGCAUGGGUAGGCCAAUAUUAUAUGAGCAAGCCAUAGCAUGGAAGGUUCUCAACGGCGAAUACAAUUUUCAGUUUCGUUGUGCAAAUCGUGAAACUAUGGAACUGUAUUCACGUGCGAAAGCACAACAAGAAGAAAUUCUAUAUCUUCGGGAACAGAUUGCUCUUGCCAGGCACUAGAUGAGAAGCAGAACGAAGCUAUAAUAUCUGCCUCAAAUGAACUGACUCGGAGGAAAGGUGAUCUUGAAGAAAACCUAAGAUUAGUGGAUGAGUUAAAGGUAAGCAAUCAGAAGAUAUAGGUCUUGGCAGAGUCGCAUUCAACCUAGGUUGACUGUGAAUUCUUGUCCCUUUUUUGGGAAUAUAAGCUUCAAGUUUAAAAAAUUAUUUCUCUACUUGUGGUUCUUAAUGUAACUGCACAAUAUUGGUUGCUUCUCUGCAGUUCUUAACAAUAAUUUUGUUGUUAAGUCAUCUAUCGAUCAAAACUGAGGUAGAAGGUAUAUUUUUCAUUUCCUUACAUCAACUUUAGUAUAGUCUGUCUUUUUUUUCAAUUCUUAGACUCUAAUUCAUAUAUAAUCGAACAAUAGAUUAACUUAUCUGGUGCCUAUGUUUAUAGUUUGGUGACCUUAACAGUGAUAAACACCAAGUGAAGAGAAGGAGAAGAUCUUUGUACAGAUGGUAGCGAGAAAUCAAAUGUUGAGAUUGAAUUGUUUAUAAGACCAAAGGCUUCUCUAAAAGAAUUGAUUGGUGUAGUAUCCUCUUGCCAAUCUGCAGUUAAAGGGGUAGUUAAAUAUUUGUCAAAUAGUCUUCAUGUUAUUUUCUAUUACUUGAAUCGGUAGUCGUGCAUAAAUUACUUUGCAUAAAUUACUUGAACAUGUAGUUGGGCAUAACAACUCGUCAGGUAGUCCACAAAAACAGAUGCUUGCACAUCCCGCAGUGGCAGAUUUUUCACUCAUUGUGAUUGGAAUUCUACACUUGAAAUUAUUUUGGAGGAAGUCCCUUUGAUAUGCAGACCAUUUCUAGCAGACCAACCGGUGAACAAUAAGGUCGCUGAUUCAAAUAUAUAAGAUUGGGUUUGAAUGGGAGGUUAUGAAAAGAAUGGUCAUAGAGAAAACAGUAAGAAGACUCAUGUUAAGUGUAGAAGGAAAAGAGGUGAAAAAAAGAGUAGCAAACAUGCAGCAAAGCAUAGUUGCUGGUAUGUAGAUUGAAUGUAUUUCACAUAAGAAUAUGAAAAGUUUGGUAGACUUCAUUUAUCGCUUGCCAUCAUGGCUCCCUCCGCCAACACCUGCUGUUGGGGCAAUCUUGAGCUCAAACCUAUACCAAGCAAGUGUUCGAAGAAUCUUUGUUGCCUGCUACCUUGGCAAGACAACAAGUCUUUAAUCACAAAAGGAAGAAUAAGAUCCUCUCGAUAUUACAUAUGAUCGUGAUCCAAGUUGUCAUACUUUCAUCGACUCAAUUUUCUUCUUUCUUCAUUGUUGAACACAUUCUUUUUAUUUGUUUUGAUAACUUGAACACAAUCAUAUAGGUAAUUCAUAUUUUUACCACUAGAAGACAAUAAAGUGGAUGUAUUAAGUUUUUGAUUGUUCUUAUAAUUGAAUGACGUCGUCUGAGUUUGGUAA